Camelus dromedarius (Arabian camel) is the source of this 2059-nucleotide messenger RNA. RefSeq names its product VPS37A subunit of ESCRT-I (gene VPS37A). NCBI's taxonomy places the organism in Eukaryota, Metazoa, Chordata, Mammalia, Artiodactyla, Camelidae. Gene Ontology annotation, biological process: protein targeting to membrane; protein targeting to vacuole; ubiquitin-dependent protein catabolic process via the multivesicular body sorting pathway. Gene Ontology annotation, cellular component: ESCRT I complex. The transcript is spliced from 12 exons. The record is from RefSeq and is a predicted model, not a curated record. Bases 270 to 1463 code for a protein of 397 amino acids.
GGGGCGGUCCCGCGGCGUCCAGGCGGUGAAGGUAGGACUGCCAGUCCCGGGCGGAGAGUUCCCUCUCUCCAGCUGCCCGCUGUAACAGCAUGCCCCCCGGCCUCCGAGGACCCCCGGCCGGCCUUGCUUAGAGAAGACGCGGCUCCCCAGCACUGGGGCCGGGGCGUCUCUGCCCGCUCCUCCUCUGUCGCUGGAGAGCUGCCGUGCUGAGCAACUGGGAGAAGCAGGCCAGAGCCUUCCAGGGCCUCGGGCCCGGGGCCCCGUGGAGGAUGAGCUGGCUCUUUCCCCUGAGCAAGAGCGCCUCCUCCUCCGCAGCUGGGUCUCCCGGUGGCCUCACCAGCCUCCAGCAGCAGAAGCAGCGCCUCAUCGAGUCCCUGCGGAACUCACAUUCCAGUAUAGCUGAAAUACAGAAAGAUGUGGAAUACAGGUUGCCAUUCACCGUAAACAACCUGACAAUUAACAUUAAUAUAUUGCUCCCUCCACAAUUUCCUCAGGAAAAACCAGUGAUCAGUGUUUAUCCACCAAUACAACAUCACUUAGUGGACAAACAAGGAGUGUAUGUUACCUCUCCGUUAGUAAGCAAUUUUACAAUGCACUCAGAUCUUGGAAAAAUUAUUCAGAGUCUAUUGGAUGAGUUUUGGAAGAAUCCUCCAGUUUUAGCUCCUACUUCAACAGCAUUUCCAUAUCUGUAUAGUAACCCAGGUGGGAUGCCUCCUUAUGCUUCUCAGAGUUUUCCAUUUCUUCCUCCAUAUCCUCCUCAAGAAGCCAACAGGACUAUCAGUUCUCUGUCUGUUGCUGACACUGUUUCUUCUUCAACGAUAAGUUACACAACAGCCAAACCUGCUGCUCCUUCAGUUGGUGUCCUCUCAAACCUGCCAUUGCCUGUUCCCACGACAGACACUUCCAUACCGAUAAGCCAGAAUGGUUUUGGUUACAAGAUGCCUGAUGUCCCUGAUGCAUUUCCAGAACUCUCAGAACUAAGUGUGUCACAACUUACAGAUAUGAAUGAACAAGAGGAGUUAUUACUAGAGCAGUUUCUGACUUUGCCUCAACUAAAACAAAUCAUUACUGACAAGGAUGACUUAGUAAAAAGUAUUGAGGAGCUAGCAAGAAAAAAUCUCCUUUUGGAGCCCAGUUUGGAAGCCAAAAGACAAACUGUUUUAGAUAAGUAUGAACUGCUUACACAAAUGAAGUCUGCUUUUGAAAAGAAAAUGCAAAGGCAGCAUGAACUUAGUGAGAGCUGUAGUGCGAGUGCCCUGCAGGCAAGAUUGAAAGUAGCUGCACACGAAGCUGAGGAAGAAUCUGAUAAUAUUGCAGAAGAUUUCUUGGAGGGAAAAACUGAAAUAGAUGAUUUUCUCAGUAGCUUCAUGGAAAAGAGAACAAUUUGCCACUGUAGAAGAGCCAAGGAGGAGAAACUUCAGCAAGUGAUAGCGAUGCACAGCCAGUUUCAUGCUCCACUCUAGAUUUUCUUGAAAACAUGAACUGCCAAGAGAGGAAUGGGACACAAAACUAAGCACAUUUAUAUUUAUAAUUUGCAAAUUGGCAUUUCAUCACAGUGGCUGAAUUCAUAGAUCUACUCUAUAGAUUGGAUACAGAACUGAGACUGAUUUUGUACAGAUUAGAAUGAUUGCUGUGAUCUUUGCUCUGAGGAUUUUUUCUGCACUAUUUGCACUAAAAAUGUUUAUUUAUUGUUGAGAAAUCCUAUCAUAUUUAAGUUCAACUGCUCUUCCUCUCUUAUUGUCAAUUAAAUACCUAUGCAUGUAAUUUUAGCUAGUUUUGAUAUUUUAUAAAAUUACUUCAUUUAAAUAUGUAUUUUUAAUUUGAAACUGCCUCAUUUCUUUAUUAAGAAUAGUUUGUUUAGAUUUUUUUUCCUCUCAACCUUUUUUGAAAAAUUAUCAUUUCAACUGUAGACUCUUAUUUUUCCUUUCUUUCUGGAUGAUAAAAAAUUCAAAUAUAAUUUGUUCUUAACUAUUCAUAAUGUCAGGAAACACUGAUCUUCCAUUGUGCUGCCUCCAGAAAGUAACUUUUAAUACAUACAAUAAAUCAAAAGAGCAAACCA